GCGCCGUGCGUAUGUCCCGCAGUGGUGCUGGCGGAGGUGAUCAAGGCCUUCGGCGCUCCGGAAAACGCGCAGCGCAUGGACGAGGCGCGCGACAACGCCUGCAAUGACAUGGGCAAGAUGCUGCAGUUCCUGCUGCCCGUGGCCACUCAGAUCCAGCAGGAUGUGAUCAAAACCUACGGCUUCAGCAACGACGGGGAAGGGGUGCUCAAGUUCGCCCGGCUGAUCAAAUCGUAUGAGUCGCAAGACCCGGAGAUCGCCAGCAUGUCGGGGAAGCUCAAAGCCAUGUUCCUGCCCCCGAUGGCGCUGCCCCCGCACGCCGCCGGGACCGGCGGAGUGGCGACUUCAUGAGAGC
Messenger RNA from Tinamus guttatus (white-throated tinamou), 352 nucleotides. The record is from RefSeq and is a predicted model, not a curated record. NCBI's taxonomy places the organism in Eukaryota, Metazoa, Chordata, Aves, Tinamiformes, Tinamidae.